Pollicipes pollicipes is the source of this 3083-nucleotide messenger RNA. Its product is annotated as glutathione hydrolase 1 proenzyme. The transcript has 12 exons. Gene Ontology annotation, cellular component: plasma membrane. The coding region runs from base 67 to 1854 and encodes 595 amino acids. The record is from RefSeq and is a predicted model, not a curated record. NCBI's taxonomy places the organism in Eukaryota, Metazoa, Arthropoda, Thecostraca, Pollicipedomorpha, Pollicipedidae. Gene Ontology annotation, biological process: glutathione catabolic process. Gene Ontology annotation, molecular function: glutathione gamma-glutamate hydrolase.
CGCAGCCGGGCGUGCCGGCGGAUGCCUGGGAAGUGAUAGGCCGCCACCGCCGCCAAAGGAGCAGCCAUGCUCACGAUAACGGACCGGACGAGCAACGCGAAGGCGGUGAUCUUCAUCCUGGCCGUCGCAGCCAGCUUAGCUAUCCUCAUUAUAGUCGGCGUCGAGCUCAACGGGACGGUGAAGAAGCCGGCAGCCCAGCUGACCGGCGCCGGCAGCGCCGCCACCUCCGACUCCAAACUGGGCCAGUACCGGUCGGCAGCGGUGUGCGCCGACGCCGGCGUCUGCGCCUCCAUCGGCAGGACGAUGCUGCAGCGGGGCGGCAACGCAGUGGACGCGGCGCUGGCCACGCUGCUCUGCGACGGCGUGGCCAACCCGCACAGCAUGGGCAUCGGCGGCGGCUUCGUCAUGACGCUGUACAACCACAGCACGGGUCUGACGGAGACGCUGGUGGCGCGGGAGCGCGCACCGGCCGCCGCCGCCGCCGACAUGUUCUCCGAGAAGGCAGAGGCGCAGACAGGCGGCAUGUCGGUGGCCGUGCCGGGCGAGAUCCCCGGGUACUGGGCGGUGCACCAGCGGUACGGCCGGCUGCCGUGGCGCGCCCUCUUCCAGCCGGCCAUCAGCCUGUGUCGCUACGGCGUGCCCGUGUCGCACACGUUGCAGAAGGCGCUGCAGAACAGCCGCAUCCAGACCUUGCUGCACAACGACAGCUUCCACCUGGGUGACAUCUUUCUGAAGGACGGUAACGACACCAUGGAGUUGGGGGACGUGGUGCGGAAGCCAACGCUAGCAGCCACGCUGGAAAAGAUCGCAGAGGGCGGGCUGCAGGCGUACCAAGACCUGGGCCAGAAGCUUGCCGAGGACAUUCAGGAGAUUGGUGGCGUUGUUACACAUGACGAUAUUAAAAACUACAUGCCGACGUGGGCGGCACCGGUGCGGGUGCGGCUGCCGGUCAGCGGCCUGACGCUGUACUCGGUGCCGCCGCCGGCCAGCGGCGCCGUCCUCGCCGUCAUCCUCGGCGUGCUGGACGGCCUCAACCUCAGCCCGGCCAGUCUCGCCGACGACGCGGCGCAGGCCCGCACCCUCCACACCAUCGUCGAGACGUUCAAGUUCGCCUACGCUCAGCGCAGCCGGCUGGGAGAUGCUGACUUUGUCGACGUCGAUGAGCUGGUGCGGAACAUGACGUCGGACGAGUUUCUGGCGUCGGUGCGUCGCCGCAUACGGCCAGACGGCGUGCUGGGCAGUCCGGAGGAGUACGGCGCCGACUUCGCCGCCGCCAACGACAGCGGCACAGCACACAUCUCCGUGGUCGACGCCGACGGCAGCGCCGUCUCCGUCACCAGCACCGUCAACCUUUAUCUCGGGAGCGGAUUCCGGUCUCCACAGACGGGAAUAAUCCUGAACAACGAAAUGGACGACUUCAGCUCAAAUUUUACAAACUACUUUGGUCUACCGCCAUCGGAGAACAAUCGUAUUGAGCCAGGCAAACGGCCGCAGUCGUCCAUGGCUCCCGCCAUCCUGGUGGACGACGACGGCGGGGUGAGGAUGGUUAUCGGCGCCUCAGGAGGAACCAAGAUCACGUCGGUCACGGGCUACGUCGCUGCACGAAACCUUUGGAUGGGUGAAGACAUCAAGGAAGCUGUUGACGCAAUGAGAGUGCACCAUCAGCUUUUGCCAGAUGUUCUGAAAAUAGAGAAGGGGAUGCCUGAGGUGCUGGCGGAACAGCUGCGGCUUCUGGGUCACCCGGUGGAGGAGGCCAACCACCUGGCACGGGUCUGCGGUAUCGCGCGAACUGCGGGAGGGCGUCUGGAAGCCAACGCCGAUUACAGGAAGGGUGGGGACGUGGCAGGCUUCUGAUGGCGGUCAACUCACCGCGUCCACGCUGUGCCAUAUUUUAUAGCCUCGCUUGUUAUUUUACAUGAUGACAUAUCCGUUCAUAGACCGAACUUUUACAUAGCGACGAUUGGAUGGUGCCACUGAGCUAUCAUUGGUGUUACAAACUGAUAUCACUGAACGUUUGUAUAAUGGAUAAAUAGCGUGCGCCUGCGCGUAAUUCAGGUUUUAUUCAUUGUUUCGCGGACUGCUUGCCAGCGCCAAUGCCAUAACUCAAAGAGACAGUGUUCUUUUGCCCUGACAGAGACCAUGAGAUUCGAUUACAAAAACAUGGGAGCAAUGGGUUACUCUAUCGUUAAUUCCACAUGUCAUGCGUAGCGUGCGAUUGGAUCGGCCAUGACUGUAAUGAGCAUCCCCGAGGCUGCUGCUCUUACAUUGAAUUUUAUUGCUGAGAUGUGGAUUUAAUAGAGUGAUGCCCAAGGUGACAACGUAAUUGCCUUGCUUCACCCCGCUGGAAGUGAACGUCAUCAGAAUCACGCUGGUAACCCCAGUAUGGUUCGAUUUCAGCUCGUGGCUUAAAUUUUUAGCCAUUUGCUUUGACACUUAAAUGUAUACAUUCAACCAUUCAUGGAAGAAAGUCUGGGGAUGCACUUACGUAUGGUCGAUUUUUCCAUCCAUGCAGCACCACAAAGGCAUAAUGUAAUGUUUGCUAACGUUUUAUGAAGCAUGAUCUCCUUGCCAUGCGGUUUGCCCUUUGUUUAACGCAAUAAGCUUGACUUUUUAAAAUGAAAUGGAAAGUUAGGAAAUAGGAUAGCAGGAUAGAAGCCACACUGACCAAAAUAAAAGGCUUCCUUCGACGAGAUGCUACCGACAUCUUGAAAGGGCUCUGGUGUUAUGACUUGGCGCUGGCCUGUUACAUGAUCGAAACAACGGUCGUUGGGUGCAGGGCUGCGUCAUAAAUCUGACGACGCAUAGCGUUACGUGGUGAUGCGUGUCCGCUCUUAGUUUGAUUGUGUGUACGAUCAUUGUUUGAACAAUAUCUCAUUUGUCAUAGUUCUGUAGUGAAACAAUAAAUAGCCUUUCUUAAAAUAUAGCGGUGCAAUUUCGAAUAAAAACUUCGAAGCAUCUAUGAGACUGAUUUAUGGAUUAUACAAACCACGGAUUUGCUAUUCUGUAUGUGAUACUGCACCCGGGCGAAAGAGUUGCAUGCAAUAUAGGGCAGAAUUGAAUGGCAUUCCAAACCUGACCAGAAU